Molecule: messenger RNA, 1467 nt
Organism: Chironomus riparius
Lineage: Eukaryota; Metazoa; Arthropoda; Insecta; Diptera; Chironomidae
Source: the annotation of a GenBank genome assembly
AAAAUUUUUGAAUUUCACCAUUUUAUUGAAAAUCAUAAAACAAGAAGGCAAGCUAGCUGUUUCAUCAAAGUUAAUUGAAAAAUGCCUCCCAAAACCAAAAAAGCAAAAGUUAACGAGGAGGCUGUUGAUUCUGGCUAUGUAGAUAAACGGAAGAGAAACAACGAUGCUGUCAAAAAAUCUCGAGACAAGACCAAGAAAAAAACAGAAGAAACAGUUGAAAAAGUUCAGAAAUUGAAAGAAAAGAAUAAAAAAUUGGAAGGAAAGAUUGAUGAGCAGAAAAAAACUAAAAAGUUUUUGAUAGAUUUGGCAAAGCAGAAAAAUUUGCCGGUCGAUGACGAUUCUGAAGACGAGGAUCUGAUUUCUGAUGAGGAAGGAACAGAUGAUGAUGACGAUGUAGAAAAAUCUAUUUCUGAAGAAUCUGAUGACUCAGAACCAGCUCCAGCUCGGAAACAACCAGCAAAGCGUAAAAAGAUCUGGAUCAACUGGGCUUCCUCCACCAACACAUGCUUCAGCGCCACUUAUUUCAAAUUGAAUUUCUCUAAUAACGGCAUCUUCAAGUUCCUUAUCGCAUUUUACAAAAUCAAAUUCAAUAUCACCAACGUUGUCGGAUAUGUUAUUGAUGAAUUCUUCAACUGUAUCAAUCAAUCCCAAUGCACGGAAAAUGACAUCUCUAAGAUCUGUUUUCAUUAAGGCUGCAAAGUCUUCUGGGCCAUCAUAAACUGUUGUCCGUGCGAACAAGUUGAAACCGAUGUUUUGGAUUUGAGCUGUUUUUAACUGAGCCUCAUGAUGAACACCAUUGAUAAAACUAUAAUUAUUGCGUAAUUCUGAGGCAUUCAUUAAAUUUAAUUUAAAAAGAUUUUACCUGUUCCAUGUAUUCAAAACAUUGUUGACUUGUGAAACACAACGAGCCAAUCGUUGACCGAAUCUAAUUAGAAUGAAAACUUAAAAAUCUUACGUAACAAUCACUUUUAUGUAAACUCCUACCGUUGUUUUUGAAGUUCAAAACGAUUUCUCCAUUGAUCAAUGCAAGCUUCUUGUGCUGGAUUUUGUGGUUGUAAGCUAUUGGUUUCCUAAACAACGAGCCAAACGUUGACCAACUUUGUUUUUGGAGUUCAAAACGAUUUCUCCAUUGAUUAAUACAUGCUUCUUGUCCUGGAUUUUGUGGUUGUAAGCUAUUGAUUUCCUCUCUAGCUUCAGCACCAUUAACGAAAAUGAAUUCGUAUGUUUCCAUAUGAGAAUCUAAUACUGCACGUGUGACGCGGUAAAUGUAUGAAGAAAGUUGUCCACGAUUGAGACCCAUGAGGGUUUCAAAGAAUCUAUGUGUAAGUCCUAACUCAUCCUGAACAGUUAAAACUGUUUCCUGUUGAGAGUAUGCACCGAGUGCAAAAGCAAACACUAAUAAUCCAGUAAUCAAUUUCAUUUUUGUUUCUUCUUCAAAUCACAAAACAGAACUAAAGCAAACUUACU